Messenger RNA from Megalobrama amblycephala (Wuchang bream), 1998 nucleotides. RefSeq lists its product as uncharacterized. The transcript is spliced from 6 exons. The record is from RefSeq and is a predicted model, not a curated record. The coding region runs from base 339 to 1013 and encodes 224 amino acids. Lineage: Eukaryota; Metazoa; Chordata; Actinopteri; Cypriniformes; Xenocyprididae.
UAAAUAAAGUCCAACAUAUUCGCUUAAAUCAUGACUGGUCAAAAGUGUGUUGUAGAUAUUUUCCUUAGCCUGAUUGUGAUAUGAUCUGCCCCGCCUAUGUGACUCAAGAAAUAAAAGCACACCUCGUUACUAUCGUUUUCAUGCUGUCUGUAACAUCGCAACCUUCACCAUCAUGUAAACAGGUUACUCUGUAGCCUAUUUACAAACAGCUCCGGGGAUUUCUGCCUUGCAGAAUACAAAGGCAACAAUAUUCAAGACUCGAUUCAAUAGAUUUAUCAGCUCAACAACGAUUUAAACAAAAAAAAACAAAAAAAAAAAAACAACAACAACAACAACAAAUGGGAGGCUAUUUUGUGCUCACACUGUGUGUCUUUCUCGUUGAUGGUGUGGUUGGUGACACAUCUGGAAUAAGCUUGGUAUCAGUGACGGAGAGACAUUCAGUCACUCUACACACUGGUGUCACCAAACAACAACGUGACAAGAUGCUGUGGUAUUUUAAUGACACUCUCAUCGCUCUGAUCAAUGGAGAGCCCAGUAAGAGCUGUUUAUAUGAUGGUGAAGGCGGGAUAUUCAGCGGCAGACUGAAUGUGGACUACGAGACCGGAUCUCUGACCAUCACAAACACCAGACCUGAACACGCUGGACGUUAUGAAGCAAAUUUCAUCCAAAGCAAGAGCUCAGGAACCAGCCACAGCUUGAACCGAAACAGCAAGUGUGACAGCACAAAGAUCACCAGAAAAAUGAGCAACAUUGGCGACACCAUUAAAACAUUCAGUGUCUCCGUCAGAGCUUCUCUGUCUGUUCCUGACAAAACCAAUGAAGAACUGAACAAGAUAGGGAAGGAUCAAGAGCAUGACAGCAGUCUGCUUUCAGGUCUUAUGGUUGGAAUAGCUGUUGCUGUUGUUCUGUUGGUGUGUGGAGCUUUAGUAACCGCUGGUGUGAUUUACUAUCGCCGCAGGAGCUCUAAACAUGAAGAGGAGAAAAACAAACUUGAGCAUCUGUUGAAAGUCUAAAUAAGAAGGAGAAAGACGGAUGUGAUGUGAGGGAUUUGAGGAUCCCAAUAUACAUAUGAUAAAAAUGGUCCAGGUCAUAGUCAGAAGGUGGGGGUUACUGUGACCAUAGGUGACCAUAAGCCUAAGUGGACAUCCAUGACAUGUGGAGUCCCUCAAGGCUCAGUGCUUGCGCUGCUCCUAAUCAACACGUUUGUGCUCCAACUGAGCCAAAUAAUGAUACCUCACAAAAUGAUGGGCUGUUUCAAGUCAUGUUUUGGUCAAAUAUGGACAAACCCAAUCGUUGGUUUACAAAGUUAUUUAAAUAAUAACAAUAAUGAUGAUACCUUUAAUUUAUAUAUCGUUUUCCCAAGCUCAAAUCACUUUAUAAUCAAUUGUUACGACCCAGGGAAGCAGCAUAAAUAAAAUGUGAAAAAGGGGGAGGAAAAACAACAAGAAGUCUUCUGAUGUAACACAAUAAACAUGAAUACAUCAAAAACAGGACAAAUAUAAGAAACAGUACAGUAUACACAUCAAACACCACAGACGAUCACGAAAUCUGAAUGAAAUGCAUAGUUAGGAGUGUAAUAUAUACAAAUAUCUGACCAACUAUCUGAACAGAAGGAGCAGUAAAGUAAAAAUGAAGUAAAAACAGAGUAAAAAUUAAGUAACCAGAGUAGUCCCUCCAAUCGAAUGCAAACCCCAAAUGGCAAAUGGGAAAACUCGAUGAUGAAAUCCUCCCAUCAAUGAUGCAGAUACUUUGUCCGCUACAAACAGCAUCAGGUGGGCAGGCCGGUGGAUUCAGGCAGGCCGGAUGAGCAACACCUCCACACACUAGCAGAUAACAUAAUCACAGUGGAAGUCUGUUUUAUGAGCGUGAGAAACAUUUUACACAACAAGACAAACAGCCCAGAAGUUGUAUGACAAAAAACCCCAAAAACAAUUAAAACAUUUGAAGUGUAAAAAAACAGUUGUGUUUGUCCAGAUUUUAACCAAACAUUGGUUGAAA